AUGGGGCGAAAACAACUCACCAUGAGGCGAACACGACGCCAAAGUCAAAAAAGGGGCGCCCGAUUUAAAAGAAAACCCCGUCUAGUGGAUAAAAUUGCCGAAGGUGUGGCUAUGGGUUUGUCAGGGCCCUCUCCCAGUUUUGCUAAAAUGGGCACCUUUUUAGCCAAGCAAGCUUUCAAAGGUAUAAAAGACAAAGUCCGUCAUUAUCAGAGAGGCAAAGGACUUGGCACCGUCUUAUCCACAGCCGCCAAAAUUGGGUAUAAAUUGGGCAAGGACAAAGGCUAUAAACGUAUGCGUGCAGUGGGAGCGACUGGUCAUUACACUCACUUUCGUAAACCGUGGGAAACAUGAUUCAUCAACCUGCUAGUGUAAUUAUUGCCGGCCCGUCUGGGUCUGGCAAGAGUGAAUUGGUCGAAAACCUCUUGAAAGAGAAAAAACUGUUAUUCCCCUCCCCAAAAGAUGGUUUACUGCUACGAUCGAUGGCAACCACGUUUUGAUCGCAUGAAAAAACACUCCAACGUUCACUUUUACAAAGGUCUCCCUCCUGAAGGAGCGUUAGUCGAAUGGUUUAAACCUGAACAUCAUGGGUUUGGCAUUCUCGAUGAUCUGAUGGAGGAAUCGGGCAAUGAUAAACGCGUGUUGGAUUUAUUUACCAAAGAUUCUCAUCAUCGUGGUAUUACCGCCUUGUAUCUAACCCAAGAUCUCUUUCCUUCCGGCAAAUUUGCCAAAACCAUCAACUGCAACGCGCAUUAUGCUAUUUGCUUCAAAAGUCCUCGUGACCAGACGGGCAUCCGUAACCUGUUGCUGCAAGUGUAUCCAGACAAAUGGCGUCGAGUGGUUCAAUUAUUUUUGAGGUUGACGGCUCGCCCCUUUGGUUAUUUUAUGUUGGAUUUACAUCCAGCCUCCGACGAUCGUUUUCGCGUAUGGAGUCAUUUAACC
Messenger RNA from Porites lobata, 939 nucleotides. The record is from the annotation of a GenBank genome assembly. NCBI's taxonomy places the organism in Eukaryota, Metazoa, Cnidaria, Anthozoa, Scleractinia, Poritidae.